AUGAAGUUUGACUCAAUUGCACGAGUUAACAAAGGCGCAGCUACUACCGAAUGCACAUGUGCAGCUGCAUUAAAGAUCAACCCGGUAGAGGGCCAAAAGACAUUGACGAUUAUUAUCGGGGCCGAGACAAAUUAUGACCAGAAAAAGGGCAACGCUGAGAACAACUACUCAUUUAAGGGCGAAGACCCCGGACCUGUCGUCGAAAGAGCCACGAAUUCAGCAUCAGCAAAGUCGUUCGACGACAUAUUGAAAGAUCAUAUCGCCGAUUUUCAAGCCCUAGAGGGAGCCUUCGAACUGAAUCUUCCAGAUUCCCUAAGUUCUGAGGAGAAGGAGACUGGAAAAUUGAUAACCGACUAUGUUUAUACAAAUGGCGGCGACCCAUUCGUGGAGGCUUUGCUUUUCGAUUACUCUCGCUACCUUCUCAUCACCUCUUCUCGGGAGAACUCGUUGCCUGCAAACCUUCAGGGACGAUGGACGGAGCAACUAUAUCCUGCUUGGAGUGCGGAUUACCAUGCAAACAUAAAUCUGCAAAUGAAUUAUUGGGUUGCCGACCAAACCGGUCUUGACAAGACUCAGGUCGCUCUGUGGAACUACAUGGCAGACACAUGGGUCCCUCGAGGGACUGAAACAGCCAGGCUUUUGUACAACGCGGAUGGCUGGGUCGUCCACAACGAAAUCAAUACUUUUGGCCACACGGCAAUGAAAGAAGGCGCAAGUUGGGCGAACUAUGCGGCAGCAGGCGCCUGGAUGAUGCAGCACGUAUGGGACAACUUCGAAUACACCCAAGACUUAGAAUGGUUUAAACGCCAGGGUUACCCGUUGAUCAAAGGCGUUGCUGAGUUCUGGCUUUCACAGCUACAGGAAGACCUUUUCUUCAACGAUGGCUCUCUAGUUGUUAACCCUUGCAACAGCCCCGAAACGGGGCCGACAACUUUCGGAUGUACGCAUUAUCACCAACAGAUCCAUCAAGUAUUCGAGGCUGUAAUUCAUGGCGCGAGUCUCGUCUCCGAGUCUGAUGCAAAGUUCCUUGAUAGUGUGGCAUCUAGCCUGGAGCGCCUAGACAAGGGCGUCCAUAUUACUGAAUGGGGUGGAUUGAAGGAGUGGAAGCUUCCCGACAGCUACGGAUAUGACGCCAAAUCCACCCACCGCCAUUUGUCGCAUCUUACGGGUUGGCACCCAGGCUAUUCUGUUUCUUCCUUCUUGGGUGGCUACACCAACUCGACAAUCCAAUCCGCAGUCCAGGAAACACUCAUCUCUCGAGGCAUGGGCAAUGCCGAAGACGCCAACGCAGGAUGGGCUAAAGUCUGGCGUGCGGCGUGUUGGGCCCGACUCAACAACACCGAGAAAGCAUAUGAAGAGCUGCGAUACGCGAUAGAUGUGAACUUUGCGCCAAAUGGAUUCAGCAUGUACUGGGCAAUGAGUCCACCGUUCCAGAUCGACGCGAACUUCGGGCUGGGUGGCGCAGUUUUGAGUAUGUUGGUGGUUGAUCUGCCCUUACCUUAUGCUUCGAAAGACGAGCUUCGAACUGUGGUUUUAGGCCCUGCCAUCCCAAAGAAGUGGGGAGGUGGAAGUGUUAAAGGGCUCCGAAUUAGAGGCGGCGGAGUUGUGGACUUUAGUUGGAAUGACGAUGGUAUUGUUACUGAGGCGGUGGGAAGCUCUAGUACCAAAGGUGCCGAGAAGGUACGGCUCGUCAAUAUUGAAGGGGCGCAACUAGCAGUCCUGUGA
Colletotrichum truncatum is the source of this 1725-nucleotide messenger RNA. Its product is annotated as glycoside hydrolase family 95 protein. Gene Ontology annotation, molecular function: alpha-L-fucosidase activity. The record is from RefSeq and is a predicted model, not a curated record. NCBI's taxonomy places the organism in Eukaryota, Fungi, Ascomycota, Sordariomycetes, Glomerellales, Glomerellaceae. Gene Ontology annotation, biological process: carbohydrate metabolic process.